UUACUAAGCAUUUAGUAACUUAAUUAGUCACUAACUUGCAACCCCUGUACAGUAUUUAUACUGCUCACGACUACUUUUUCCAUGAUCAUUGCUCCACUUCCUCCGCCUAAGAAAAAGAUGCCAAACUAAGAUCUAGAGAUAGGAAGUCCAGCGGCCGAUCAGUUAUCCUCCUAUGGCGUUCCGACGACUACCCACAGCAUCUUGUAUCCUAGAAGUAGAGAGGAAGUUCCGAACCUUGAACGUUCGCGAGCUUACUCAGCACGGCGGAAUUCCUUACUUUAGAAGCUUACAGAAGCUUCCUGUCGAAACUAUACGCGACUCAUAUUACGACAAAUCGAAUAUGCUUUCGUCAGCUGGCGUCUGGGUCAGAAAGCGAAAUGGAGAGUGGCAAGCAAAAAUAAAGAAAGGCGGUAAUUUCACGAACUCGAAAUUUCAAGAGCUCAGUCAUGUGGACGAAAUCGAAGCCCUUGUGAAGAGGGUUAUUGGUAUUGGAGGAGCAACCUGUAGCUUUGGCCUUCAACCUGUAGCGACCUUCUGCACCACACGAGAAUCGUGGAUUGCUGAUGGCGAGUUCCGAAUCGUGCUCGACACGAUGGACUUUCAUCACCAAGUUGGCGAAGUCGAAUUGCAGAAAGUUCUAGUUAGCAACAACGGAGACGACACGCCGAAUGAGCUACAGAAGCAAAGAGAAAUGCAACUGAUGGACGAGAAACUUGUUACAUUCAUGCAAACGUAUGCAUGGGCAUUUUCCGUGGGCGAGCCAAAGGGCAAACUAACUGCGUACUUCGAGCUGCUGCGAUCUCAGGAUGAUUAAGAUUUGUAUGAGCGUCGAGACCAAACUCUGUCAGGGCCAGGAAGAUCAGCACAUAAUAAAAUAGGCAGUACAUAGACAUCAGGAAUGCCCAAGAACUUAAGGACCUGCCACUCUAGAGUGAAAGGGGUAAUUGCUAAUAGUUCAUUACUGCAAUAGCCCAAGCAAACCCCCUGAUCCCGGCGUAACGGUGGAAUUUGACGCCUCGACGACGGUUCUCCAUUCAUCUCUAGUCUGCAGUAUAUCCAGCAGCUUCUUAUAAGAGGUUUAAUGCUUGCCGUAAUGAGUCUCCUGCUUUCGUUAUAAUAAUGAAGCAGGGGCGGGUUCAGCACUGAAAAUUCGGCAUAUC
This is a messenger RNA of Trichoderma harzianum CBS 226.95, 1160 nucleotides long. RefSeq lists its product as hypothetical. The record is from RefSeq and is a predicted model, not a curated record. Lineage: Eukaryota; Fungi; Ascomycota; Sordariomycetes; Hypocreales; Hypocreaceae. The transcript has 3 exons. Gene Ontology annotation, biological process: thiamine diphosphate metabolic process; thiamine metabolic process; dephosphorylation. Bases 173 to 814 code for a protein of 213 amino acids. Gene Ontology annotation, molecular function: magnesium ion binding; thiamine triphosphate phosphatase activity.